Scophthalmus maximus (turbot) is the source of this 5394-nucleotide messenger RNA. Its product is annotated as semaphorin-3F. Gene Ontology annotation, biological process: positive regulation of cell migration; axon guidance; negative regulation of axon extension involved in axon guidance. The transcript has 20 exons. Gene Ontology annotation, molecular function: semaphorin receptor binding; chemorepellent activity. The record is from RefSeq and is a predicted model, not a curated record. Bases 432 to 2819 code for a protein of 795 amino acids. Lineage: Eukaryota; Metazoa; Chordata; Actinopteri; Pleuronectiformes; Scophthalmidae.
CAGACUCAUGUAAAGUACAAAGCCGUGUAUCUCAGCAGCGCAUUGGUCAAUCUGGGUGAUUGACACGUCUAUAUAACCGUCAGAGCCAGUAGAAUCGACCGACAGCACCAUUCGCUAUCUGUGAGGGGGCGAACCCACUGUGACGACUUUUUUCCCGAUGCCAUUUGACAUGCGACUUCCGUAUAUGUAGUCGAAGUAGGACGGACCAGGCGGAUUAAUAUCUUGAAAUGACGAGCGGUCUUUUCUUUCGUUAACGGAAUCGGAUUUGUGGAUCAAAACAAAAUUUUCCUGCAAAUACUUUGAUGGAGGACGGUCGAAGGAGGGGGCAGAGUCUGACGAGACAACUGGAACAGAGCUAAAGAAAAGUGGGUGUGGAUUCUGCAGAAAUCCCCCUGGACUCUCCUUCUCCCCUGUUAACAAACAGAGGGACCAUGUUGCGGGACAAGCUCUUCUGGCUGCUGGCCCUCCUGGCCUCGUCGUCCUGGGGGCUGCCCUCCUCCGUCGAGCCCCUCUCCGCCCCAAGGAUCUUCCUCUCCUUCAAAGAGCUAAAGUCGACUGGCACCGCUCACCACUUCUCCUUUUUGCUGAACUCGACCGACUAUCGCAUCCUUCGCAUGGACGAGGACCACGACCGCAUGUAUGUGGGCAGCAAAGAUUACAUCCUCUCUCUGGAUCUGCACGACAUCAACAAGGAGCCACUCAUCAUCCACUGGCCCGUUGCCCCCCAGAGGAAGACUGAGUGUGUUUUGUCGGGAAAAGACACCAAUGGGGAAUGUGGAAACUUCAUCCGUCUGAUUGAGCCGUGGAACCGGACCCACCUGUAUGUGUGUGGAACCGGGGCCUACAACCCCAUCUGCACCUAUGUGGACCGAGGACGCAGGUCACAGGGGUCCCAAUUCCUUCAAGCUACCCAAUCUGGAGGGAGAACAAGUCGGGCAGCAGACUACAGCACUACAUCAGAGCACUUGGAUGCGAAGGAAUAUAUUUUCCGACUUGAACCCGGUAAAGUGGAUUCCGGUAAAGGAAAAUGUCCUUAUGACCCCAAACUUAACAGCGUCUCUGCUUUGAUCAAUGGAGAGCUGUAUGCGGGAGUCUACAUUGAUUUCAUGGGAACAGACUCUGCGAUCUUUCGUACGCUGGGGAAGCAGACAGCCAUGAGGACUGAUCAGUACAACUCCAGAUGGUUGAACGAUCCAACAUUUGUCCACGCACACCUCAUCCCAGACAGUGCUGAGAAGAAUGACGACAAGCUCUACUUUUUCUUCCGCGAGAAAGCCUCUGAGAUGGGCCAGAGUCCCAUGACCCAGUCCAGGAUAGGCCGGAUCUGCCUGAAUGACGACGGCGGUCACUGCUGUCUGGUGAACAAGUGGAGCACAUUUCUGAAGGCUCGACUCAUCUGCUCAGUGCCCGGAGCGGACGGCAUUGAGACGCACUUUGAUGAACUCCGGGAUGUGUAUAUCCAGCCAACUCAAGACACCAAGAAUCCUGUCAUCUACGGCGUCUUCUCAGUCUCAGGAGCCGUCUUUAAAGGCUCCGCGGUGUGCGUUUACUCCAUGGCCGACAUCCGCAUGGUCUUCAACGGGCCUUUUGCCCACAAGGAAGGGCCCAACUACCAGUGGGUGGCAUACACCGGGAAGAUUCCCUACCCACGACCUGGCACCUGUCCUGGGGGCACUUUCACCCCCAACAUGAAAUCCACCAAGGAUUACCCAGAUGAGGUUAUCAACUUCAUGAGGAACCACCCCACCAUGAACAAUCCCGUUUACCCAGUGCACAAGCGCCCCCUGGUGGUCAGAACCAACGUGGACUAUGAGUUCACCACGAUUGCCGUGGACCAAGUGACGGCUGCAGACGGGAGCUACGAGGUGCUCUUCCUGGGAACAGAUCGGGGGACGGUCCAGAAAGUGAUUGUCCUGCCGAGAGACGACUUGCAGACAGAGGAGCUGGUAUUGGAGGAAGUGGAGGUUUUCAAGGUUCCCACCCCAAUUACCACCAUGAAGAUUUCAUCCAAACGGCAACAAUUGUAUGUAGGAUCGGUGUUGGGUGUGACCCACCUGGCGCUCCAUCGCUGCGAUGUGUACGGGGAGGCCUGCGCCGACUGCUGUCUGGCCAGAGACCCGUACUGCGCCUGGGACGGCAAAUCCUGCUCAAGAUACUCGGCCUCACAGAAGAGAUCUGACCCCUCUAGACGGAGCCGUCGACAGGAUGUAAAGUACGGCAACCCAAUUCGCCAGUGCAGAGGUUAUAACUCCAAUGUGAACAAGAACACUGUGGAGAGCGUUCUGUAUGGCGUGGAGGGGAGCACGACCUUCCUGGAGUGCCAGGCCAGGUCUCCUCAUGUGUCUCUGAAGUGGCACCUGCAGAAGGAAAACAGCGACAGGAGGAAAGAGAUUCGCUCCGAGGGCCGCACCCUGAAAACAGAACAAGGCCUUCUGAUCCGCUCACUGCAGUCCUCUGACAGCGGCAUCUACCAGUGCACGUCCACAGAGAAAAACUUCAAACACACACUCGUCAAGCUGCAGCUCGUGGUCCUCUCCAGCCGCACGGUCAACAACGUGUUGGUGGACACGGGCAGCCCGGCCCUGCCUCCGCUCCAGGCCAGCGCCUGGACUCCGAGCGCCGGGCAGUACAAGGACCUGCUGACGAUUCUGAGCCAGCCGGAGAUGGGCCUGAUCAACCAGUACUGCCAGGAUUACUGGCAGCUUGGAGAUGCCGGCCUCGGGGACACCAAAGCCAAGAGCCUGAAGGAGCUGAAAGAGCAGAAGAAGCCGCGCAACCGUCGACAUCAUGACGAGCAGACAACUCCAGCUGCGACAUGAGAAGCUGGACACGCACCCUUGUUAUCCUCAAUCAUCCCCUGUCCACCUGUUACCACAACCUCCUAAACACUGCAACCCUCCAUUUUAGGGAACUGACUCCAGUCAAAUGAUAGAAAAAUCAAGUUAUCAUAAAGGACAAGACAGACACUGCAACCCAAAGCGACAGCAUCAAACAGUUUCUAAGUGACUGUUAAAAAAAAAAAUAAACACAAUAUUUAUUGUAGGUUGUAAAAAGUAAUUCUUUGUACGUAUCUAGAAAACAUGUUUUUUUUGUGAAUAGGUAAAUCUGUGCAAAUGUUAUUAUUAUAAUAUUAUUGUUAGUGUUAUUUCUUUAUAACGACGUGUUAUUAUGUUGAGGAUAUCUUUAUGUUUGGUGUUUUUGAGAAACAGCAACAACGACCCAGGACAUUGGGAGUAUCCACACAUGGACGAGGGACUGAUGGACGUGCAUUCAGAAAAUGUUACGGGCGACCAUGUUGGAUCACAUGACUGCUGGCAGUAUUCAGUGUCUAAGAUGGAAGUCGAGUCAGGACGCCGCUGCUCUUUUUCGGACUUCCCUAAACUUCUUCACCAGAACUCUGUACUGUAUUUUUUUUUUUUUUUUUUUGUGACUGCAAGAUACAAGCUGUUGAUAAAUUAUGGCAUUUCAUGGGACAAUUAAGGAUAAAAGAAAUGCCCACAGACGACAGCUGUGACAACGUGUCACAGUCCCACGGUCACGUGUGGAUGAAAGGCCCUCAGUGGCAGGGGACAUCCCUCCUUUGACGAUGUGGUCCAGCCUGGCCUCAAGUAAUGAUGGUGUGUCACCCAAUCGACCCAAAUUCUUCCAAAAUCAGUUGCUGCCAAGUGUUUGUUUUGUUUAUAUGUGAAUAUCACAUCUCAAUGUUGUAUCCUUGACCGACGUGAUCUUUGUGAUGAGCUGUUCUUUUUUUUUUCUUUUUUCUUCUUUCUUUUUUUUUGGGGGGGGGGCCCUCUUUUAAUGACACUAAAGCUGAAAAUAUAACAUUGCCUUCUCUUUUCUCCCUUUAGAGAAAAGGAAUUCCAGCAGGCAGCUAUGUGUGAGUUUGUGACAGUUUGUGAUUUUAAAAAAACAACAACCAACUACUAGGAGACAAAGCACCUUCUGUUGCCAAAUUGGUGAUCUUGAUGAGCAGAAAUCGAUUUUAUCUGUGUAUCUGUGGCAUAUUAUGCAGUAUAUUCACACGAGGAAGCAUGCAGUUUGUAUGCUCAAGGGAUUUCUUUCUUUUCUUUAUCUUUUUUUUUUUUGCUCUAAAUGAAUCCAAAGUUUGCAUUCCUGCCAGUUUUAUGCUAAAUAUGGGUUUCACUAAGUGAAUAUUGUGUUCGGCCACUUAACCAGUUGACACAUCAGUAAGAUAACAGUGACAAAUGUGUUUUUUUUGGGGGGGGGGUUUUCAGUGCUUGACGACUGGCCGUUUUUAUUGGUGUUGUGUUCACUGUGUCACAACAGAGCUUUCACAGCGACUUUCUGUCGGCCCAAUGCAGUGCCAUCCUGCCAUCCUGCCAUCGACCGCGCCACAUACUUUAUAUAAACCUGAGCAACUUCCAUAGAGUGAAAUCAAACGUCACAAGUGCAACCACUAACAGGCGGAUCACUGUUGAACCUGAAGAGAAACCUGUACCAAAAUCUUCAAAAGGUGGCUUUUCAUUGUGCAUGGCAUGUACAGUGUAUGUAUAUGGUAUUUGUCUAAAAUGCUACGUUGCUGUGGAUGUCGGUGAAUGUCUUUCUCGUUGUGGGGAUAUGGAAAUACUACCAGUGCAAGGAGGAUUUGCUCACACCUUUGCGAAUGGUGUGAUGAACUGAAGGUACAGAAAAGGGUCAGAUGCUGAUUUUAAAUCCUCUCUCUUCUCUCUCCCACUCUGUCUCCCUCUCUCUCUCCCUCGUUCUCAGAAAUUUGCAAAACAACUUUGCCUAUAUUUCAAACGUGCAUCAAUUUUAUUUUCUCUAUUCGGCCGACUCUGCUACGAGUCAUUGAGGUAAAGUAAUGUAUGAUAUAAUGCACAGUCGAUGUCAUUGUGAUGACAUGUAAAAAAAGUUACUUUUAUCUUUUCUUCCUCAUCAAUGUUGCAGACUAAUAAAUUAAAGCUCUAUAUUUUAUAAUAACAUAUGUUCUCUUCUGUUUGACAGUGACGGGCUCAUGCAUUUUAGUAGUGGAGAAAGUACUGAGAUCCUUUAUUUAGUAGCAAUACCACACUGUAAAAUACUAUAGGCGGUAAAGUAAAUGUUGAGGUGGGGCCGGUCAAACGGGUCACACGAAUCCACCAAGUGCACAGGUGCCCACACCCGUGUGCAUGUAGCCACACAGCCGGUGAAGGCAUGUAGUUUAAGGUCAGCUGUUUAUACAAUAAAUAUUUGAAAACAGCUUUGUGGUUUGUCACAUGCCUCAUUUCCUGUGUAUUUUUUGCAUUUUACGACUAAACACUUAGGCUGUGUAGCCUUAUGAAAACACAGAGAUGCUCUUUCCAAAGCGUAGAUUUGCAUUUCCAAUACGUUUUUGAACUGGUUCAUCAUCAUCUUGUCCUGCUAUGGUGUGAAAAUUAAAUUGAAAUAACUGUG